UGGGGUCUGGUGAAUAAGGGGCAUCCAUGUGGGGGCAGCAUUUCCCUGACUCCCACAUCCCUCCUCUGUGCUGCUCCCCAAACAGAGCUCCAGGCAUGGUUGCCGUGACCCUGCUGCUCUACAUCCUCCCAAAAUGCCUUCAAGGCUGAGGGUGGAGGGGCUGGAGGAGGACAGAGACCCCACAAAGACCCUCAGAGGGAAGGACCAGCCUCCAAACCCCACUUUACCUGGAGGGAGAGAAAUACAGGAUGGAGCCAGGGGUGUCUGCUGCCACAGUCCAGCCCUCAGUGAGAUGAAGUCAGAUGGGGAUUCAAUCUGGGGGAUCCCCACCUACAGAGAGCCCAGUCCUCAGAAACAAGAGCCAGGCUCAUGGGUGGGCAUUUCCCCUUUUGGUGUCACUGUGGGUGUAGCAAGUCUGGGAGUAGAAGGCAAAAGCCACAUCCUGUGCCUCUGCAGCCAGAUGCCGAGGCUCCUCCGCAGGCACCGCAGGCGCUGUGCGCACAGCAUGGCCCUCACACUAGCAGCCCUGCUGUACCUCGGCCUGAGUGUGGACUCCACAGCCCAAGGUCAGGGGGGAAGCUUCCCUAGACCGGUCCUCCGGGCUGAGCCCUGCUCUGUGGUCGCCCAGGGAAGCGCUGUGACCUUGUGGUGUGAAGGGGCCAGGAAGGCCAAGGAGUUCCGUCUGCAGAAAGAACACAGUGUUCAAUGGUCCACAAAUACCCUGGAAACAUGGGGGAACAGGACUUCCUUCUUCAUCCAGUCGAUGAAAAAGGGUGAUGCUGGGCGCUACUUCUGUGUCUACCUUAGCCCUGUUGGCUGGUCAGACCAUAGUGAGCCCCUGGAGCUGGUGGUGACAGGGCUGGAAAGCUACCUGCAGAUUCUCAUCGGGGUCUCAGUGGCCUUCCUCCUUCUGCUCUUCUUCCUCCUCCUUUUCCUCCUCUGGCACCGGAGUCAGGACAAAGGCAGGAAAUCAGCAGAGACUGGGGCAGGGACUGUGGAGUCAGUGCCUGGGGACAGAGGCCUGCCUGGGAGCUCCAGCCCAGCUGCUGCUGUCCAGGAAGAAAUCCUGUAUGAGGAUGCUGCUGCGAAGGACACAGAGCCCAAGGAUGGGGUGGAGCUGGACAGCAGGGCUGCUUCCCGUGAGGACCCCCAGGAUGUGACCUAUGCCCAGCUGUGCCAUGUGGCGCUCACACAGCAGAUGGCGGCCCCCCCAGCAGAGCCGAGCCUGUAUGCCUCGCUGGCAGCAAGGAGCCCCAAGGGCACUAAGCAGUGACCCUGGGCUGGCCUGCAGAUAACCUACAUGAGACCCCCAGGAGAUUGUGAACCUGGCCCUUUUUCUGCUCAGAUAUUGAAUACCGCACUGUUUUGAAGCUAAAGCAAGCCAUUUCUCAACAAGCAAGGAGAGCAAUGAGAUAUGAAUGGAAGGGAACGGUUAACUGUGCUCAAGGGCUGGGAAGAUGUCUGGCUCAGUGGUAGGGUGCUUUCUUUCCUCGUAUGCCUGAGGCCCUGAGUUUGAUUC
Molecule: messenger RNA, 1519 nt
Organism: Dipodomys ordii (Ord's kangaroo rat)
Lineage: Eukaryota; Metazoa; Chordata; Mammalia; Rodentia; Heteromyidae
Product: leukocyte immunoglobulin-like receptor subfamily B member 5
Exons: 8
Coding region: 134-1273 (379 amino acids)
Biological process (GO): cytokine-mediated signaling pathway
Molecular function (GO): inhibitory MHC class I receptor activity
Source: RefSeq, a predicted model, not a curated record